GAAACUUUCUCUGCGUGUUUCGUGCUGCCCUCCAUUCUACAUCCGCGCAAUAUACAAUCAUCUGUUUGGCGUGCACGACACACAGCGCACGUCGUCCACUAUUCACUUGUGUUUUGCAUUAGCAGCUUGCUGAUACAUGAUGGCCACUAAUAUUAUUGUUAGUAAACGAAAGAAACGCACGUGUGUGGAAAACGUGCGUGCAAUACCAGCCUAGGUGUCAAUGAUAAUCUUGUCAGUGAUUAGCAGUGCUUUUUGAUCAACAAAACGGUAAAGAGAUUUGUUUAUAUUUGUUAUUACCCAUCCACUGCGUUUAGAAAUCGCCAAUUUCAACAAUGUCGAACAAUAUAAACAACACGCAUGCUGAAACAUUAGCAAAUGCGAAUGAUAAACAUGAUGAAGAUAGUGAUACUGAUGGUGAACAAUGGGAACAGUUUGCUAAUUGGAUUCACUGUAUUUGUGUAGUUACUUUUGAUUUGGAGCUUGGGCAAGCUCUCGAGAGUGUAUAUCCACCUACAGUGACAUUGACCAAACAGGAAACAUCCAAUAUUUGUUAUCUAGCCUUCCCAGACUCUAACAGUGGCUGUAUGGGUGAUACAGAGUUUACAAUCAGGCUGCAGUGUUGUCAAAGUAAAAGAACACUUCGUAAUGAACACAGUGAUUAUAAUUCCAAGUGUCCUGGCAUGCUACAAGUCAAUUCAGCUUUCUACUGGGGUUUUGUUUAUUUCAGACAAGUUAAAGAUAUUAGUUUACCAAGGGGGUAUUUUCAAAAAAGUGUUGUGAUACUAUCAAAACUUCCCUUUAAUAAUUUAUUCACUAAAAUAAUAUCCCUGAUAGCUCCAGAGUAUUUUGACAAUGGGAAUUUGAGUCUGGAAGCUGCUUGUUUAAACAUUGAUCAGUGGCCUGUACCAACACCUGGUGUGACUCUUAAUUUGCCACUGCUUGGAUCAGUUUUUCAAACUUAUAUUCCUCAUCAAAGUUCAUCAUCUUCUUUAUUAUUACAACUUGCUGGGGUAAAUGAAGUCACAACAAGCCCUGAAAAUUCCAUACAAACAUCAGUGGAAGAUUUAAAUCUUUUUGAAAUAUUUCAACCAAUUGUAUCACAUAUUGACAUGCUCUGGGAGUUGGUGAUUACAGCUGAACCUUUGAUUGUGAUGGCAUCUUCACCUACUCAUUGUUCAGCAAUGGUUUUAGCUUUGACAAGAAUGAUUUCGCCAUUGAAAUUCUGCGCGGAUCAUCGUCCGUAUUUUACAAUCCACGACAGUGAAUUCAAACAAUUCACCAGUAAACUCCAAGGACCACCACCGGUGAUACUGGGUGUUACAAAUCCGUUUUUUGCGAAAACACUUCAUCAUUGGCCGCAUACAAUACGUCUUGGUGAUGAUUACGGAAAAUAUUCUAAGUAUAAGUUGAAAAAGUCCGGUAAUACUAAGAUAUUUGACCCUACGCCUGGGGUUUAUACCAGUUACAAGCCCUUUUUGCAAAAGGAUAAGGCAAUUAUUAAGAAUCUUGUCGCUGGGAUAAACCUCAAACGUCCAUCGGAAGUACAAACGGCUUUGCUGCGCAAACAUUUGUUGGAAUUGACGCAUAGUUUCAUGAUUCCACUGGAGAGAUACAUGGCUAGUUUAAUGCCACUCUUGAAGAAUAUUUCUCCUUUCAAGGCAGCACCAAUGCCGUUGCCAUUCAAUCCUGACCAGUUUUUCGCGAUGCUGGAAACGGCAGGACCUCAACUCACUUCGGGGAUUAAAGGUGAUUGGAUUGGUUUGUAUCGGAGGUUCUUCAAAUCGCCGAAUUUCAGCGCGUGGUUUAAUAUACGGUAUACUGAACUGACGAUGAAGUUGCAAGCGUUGCAAUUGGAAGCUUUAUGUGAGGCAGAUUUAAAAAGUUGGGUCCAUGAUAAAGCAGAAGUGGAAGUGGUGGAUAUGGUGCUCAAAAUAAAGAAUAAAAUCACUAAAUGUGAGCAGCACGCUGUAGGUAUGAACGGCACCGUCCGCAGGCAAUUGGAACAGAAAUUACAAGAUAUUAUCUGUUCCCUGCCUGAUGAUCUACGAAAUAUUCUGCAAAGAUGAUAAUUAACUAGGUAAUAACUCAAUUGACAUCAUGAUCAUGCAGAUCCAGUUUUAGUAAUAAUUCAGUAGGUUUUAUGAGAUUAAUUACAUGACAGCAAUAUCGGUUGAUUGUUUACAUUCAAAUACGUAUUCAUUUGAACAAACGAACAAAGCAGGGAUAUUUGGAGGCUUGUGCUCUGGAUGUGUGUUAGCAUAAAUGUGCAUCAUUUAAGUGUAUAUAUGUAAAAGUUGUCAAACUAUUGUAACUAGAUUUAAGAGAGUUUAAAUAGUGCCAAACGAAAAUCGGCAUUACUGCCACACAACUCCAUCCUAUGACUAGAAUAAUAAUUAUGUAAAACAUGUGAAACACAUGUGAAGAUGUGUAACAAAAAGGCCUACUUUCGAUAUUCUAAAUAAGAUUCGUGUGAGAUUGUUGGCCGUGUAUAUAUCAUGUUACUGGCAUCUGCUGUGCAUCACUCUUGACACUAAUAAUUUGGGAGACAUUUGUCUGAUUAUCGUCUCUACUUUCAUUUAAUUUUAAACACUUGAUUUAGUUUGAAUUUAGUGUAAGAUGAUUUAUUUUAAUAUUAGAUAUGGAAAUAAACAUAUUUUUAUACAAAA
Dalotia coriaria is the source of this 2666-nucleotide messenger RNA. RefSeq names its product protein DENND6B. Bases 333 to 2066 code for a protein of 577 amino acids. The transcript is spliced from 7 exons. Gene Ontology annotation, cellular component: recycling endosome. The record is from RefSeq and is a predicted model, not a curated record. Lineage: Eukaryota; Metazoa; Arthropoda; Insecta; Coleoptera; Staphylinidae. Gene Ontology annotation, molecular function: guanyl-nucleotide exchange factor activity.